Molecule: messenger RNA, 513 nt
Organism: Lithohypha guttulata
Lineage: Eukaryota; Fungi; Ascomycota; Eurotiomycetes; Chaetothyriales; Trichomeriaceae
Gene: mxr1
Product: Peptide methionine sulfoxide reductase
Exons: 2
Coding region: 1-513 (170 amino acids)
Molecular function (GO): peptide-methionine (S)-S-oxide reductase activity
Source: RefSeq, a predicted model, not a curated record
AUGUCGCGACCACUCGUACCCGAUUCUUUGGCGGCAAAGAACUUUCCAGAAGGUAGUGAGCGCGCCAUCGUUGCUGGUGGCUGCUUCUGGGGUCUUGAAGAGCUAUACCGCAAGGAUUGGGAAGGCAAGGGCAUGCUCGACUGUAGAGUAGGUUACACUGGUGGUCAGACCGAAGCACCAGACUACAGAAGUCAGGUGACAUAUAAACAGCUGAUGGAAUACUUCUUUAAGAUGCACGAUCCAACCACAUUAAAUAGACAGGGUGCCGAUACAGGUACUCAGUACAGGUCUGCCAUCUUCUACGUCAACGACGAACAAAAGAAAAUUGCAGAGGAGAUCAAGGAGAAGGUGGGCAAGGAAUGGUAUAAGGGCAAGCCGAUAUCGACUGAGAUUAGAGCUGCUACGAAGUGGUAUGACGCUGAGGAUUACCAUCAGGAUUACUUGAAGAAGGAGCCUUUUGGCUAUCACUGCCCAGCACAUUUCGUCAGGAAGUUACCACCUUUGAGCUCAUAG